CAGACGCUUUCCUCCUCCCUUCACGGCCAAGGCCAGAAUCGAUGGCCUUGCUGCAACUCUAAAUGGACACAACCUCAAACCAUACUCAGGCCAGUAGCAGCACGAGUGAAACCAAUCAACCAGAGCUCCGCACGAGCGCCAGAGUGAAAGCCGCAAAGCAGAAGGCGAGAGACAAGGCAGACGACUCCGAGCAAUCAACCACCGCGCAACCCCAGACUCGGUCCAAACCCAAACGCAGCAACAAGAAUAAAUCGAAAGACACCUCUGAAUCCGCCGCCACCCGCCCUUCCAAACGCGCACGUCGGAACAUACCGGCAGCACAACCCGCGCUGAGUAUCAACGAGCCCGUGAGCGAUCCCAAGGGAAAGAAGCGCGCAGUACCCGAGCCGAGCUCCGACGACGACCCCACUGCUGGAUCCUCCCCUAAACGAAUCCGUACCACAUCUUAUUCACUCCGCUCAAGCACCACAACCGUGAAAGACUCCACUACCGAAAUGCCGAAAAAAUCACGCUCAGCAGCAAAGGGGAAGCAACCGGCCAAGUCGAAAGCCAUGACCGCUGCGGGCUCAUCGAAGAUCGAGGACGAGGACGUCGAGAUGAUGGAUGCUGAGAUGAAGGAUGACAACGAGAAUGAGGAUGGGGAUGGGGGAAACGAGGAGACGGGGGAUGUCGCGAUGAAUGAGGAUCAGCUGAACCACGAUGAUGAUGACGACGACGACGACGACGACGGAGACGACGGUGAUGGUGGUGGUCCCCUUGGCACUGGCGGAAGUCCGCCAAUUCCUGGGGGCUUGGACGAGAGUGCGGCACUGGCCAUUUUUGGUGAUUACCAUCAAUUUGGAUCGUACAUGAUGUCGCUCUCGUCUCGGCUCAAGACGAUGCUGAAUAACAUCAAGCCGACCGCAGACCCCACAACACGGCUUCUGACGUUACAGGAGCUCAGUGAGUUGUUGAGUAUGAGCACUGAAGACACUCUUGCGGGGUCGUUCCAGGUUGAGCAGUUCGUGAAGGAGUUGGUGAAGAUCCUCGGAGGACGCGGGAAUGAUGAGGACGAAGAUGAAGACGGAGAUGGUGAUGACGGCGGUGGGCAAGAUGAGGAUGCCGCCCUUGCUGCUGCCCUUGCUAUAAGUGGUGGAGGAUAUCAAGGCGACGAGAAUCUCGAAGCCCAGGUGCUCGCUUGUCGCUGCCUUGCCAAUCUCAUGGAGGCGCUUCCGGGCGUCGCGCACACCGUCGUUUACCAUGGAGCCAUUCCUGUGCUGUGCAGCAAGCUCAUCGAAAUAUCAUACAUCGAUUUGGCGGAGCAGACACUCAGUACUAUGGAGAAGAUCUCCGAGGAGUUCCCUAGCGCCAUCGUCCGCGAGAAUGGUCUUUCCGCAUUACUCAACUACCUCGACUUCUUCUCUAUCGCCGUUCAGCGGACAGCCAUCCAGGCCGCUUCAAACUGCUGCCGAAAUGUUUCUCCUGAGCACUCGAAACAGAUUCGUGAAGUGUGGCCAAUCAUUCGGAACUGUCUGUCGUAUUCAGAUCAGCGACUGGUCGAGUUUGCGUGCAUGUGUGUCAUCCGGGCGAUUGACUCGUAUCAUCGUUCCUCAGUCGAGAACUUGGAAUUGCUUGUGGACGCUGACCUCAUCCGGGCGGUCAAUCAGUUGCUGAUACCCGCCGGCGCGCCACUAGUCACCCCCAACACGUACACACUUCUCGUCCGUGCACUGGGUACUGCUGCUCGCGCGAGCCCCAAAAUCACUAUCGCAUUGCUCGAGGCCGAUAUUGUCGACACUACGUAUCAGAUCCUCACUGGUGUUCUUCCCUCAGCCAGUGCUGCAGCGGAGCAAGGAAGUGCCAGCGGUGGACAGGGUCUGGGCGGUGGUCUGGCCGACAUGACGGUCAUGGAGAAUCUGGCCCAUCGUCCGAAGGAUCAGAUUGAAGAGACUCUCAGUCUUGUGUCUGAGUUGUUGCCCCCGUUGCCCAAAGAUGGUGUCUUCGAUCACAAGUCCUACACUGAGAAGGCCCUCGGUCGUAUGAUCAAAGCUAAAGCUAAAGCUGAACGGGCUGCUGCACGACAAGCCGUCCAGGAGUCCUUGGCCGCUGCCAUGCUCAUUGACUCUGCUCCACUCGCUUCAGAAAGCUCAAAGCCGACCUCGUCUUCGGUCAGUCAGGAUGAUACCAUGUCUGCUGAGACCGCAGUGGCGGAGACUGAGGAACACGUCGGGGGAAUUGUGCCUGCUCCGGACCGGACCGAUAUGCUGCGCUCGAAGCCAGCUGUCGUUGACCGAUUCAUGGAUCUGAUGGUGCCCAUCCUCAUCGAUGUGUAUGCUGCGAGUGUCAUCACUCCCGUUCGGGUCAAGACUUUGACGGGCCUUCUCAAGGCAGUCAGCUUUCUGGAUGCGGACGGUCUGAAACGAGUUCUGAGGUUCGUUCCUGUCGCGAGUUUCGCGUCCUCGAUCUUGUCUUCGAAAGAUCACCCAACCCUGGUCAUCGGCGCGCUGCAGAUUGUAGACAUGCUACUUGCCAAGAUUCCCACGCUCUACAAGCCGGCCUUCAAACGCGAGGGUGUAUUCCACGAGAUUGAGACUCUUUCCUCCCGCACGAUCGUGUCGUCCAAGUCGAAAGACAAGGAGUCCAAGGAGAAGAUGACCGAUAACUCUGAUUCCGCUGUGCCUUCGUCAGAUGACACUCCCCCGCCGCCUACCGCUUCGACCAGCAGUGCCAUUAGCAUGGCCGCCACCCUACCCGGUUUCAAGAAGCUUUCGUCUCUCCAGCUUGAGCCUGAAGACGCCAUCACUCUCCGGGCACGCGUCAUUCAGUUCAGGUAUCUUGCUGGUGACGAUAAGGCCGACGGUGAAGGCUCCUUCAGUGUUUUACAAAGUCUCGUGACGCGUCUCACUGUCGAUGGAACGGAGUCGGAAGCCACCCAGGUGUUGCACGACUUGGCAGAUUUGUUCGAUGCCACAAUGUCCACCGUGUCUAGCUUCGAGCUCCUGCAGAGCGGUCUUGUUGAUAGCUUGUUGUCCUUUGCCACAGAUGCUGAGCGUAAAUUGAGCGUGUCCCGUCGCAAGGAACUUCUGCUCGAUGCGUUUACUGCACGAAAUAGGACGGGUGCAUUCGCCACAUUUGUCAAGAAACUGCAGGAAAGUCUAACUCGAAUGGAGUCAUUCGAAGUGGUGUCAGUUGGGCAGGGGACCGACGACUCGAAGCGCAGCUCGCCGUCCCUGUUAGCUCGUCAACUUCGUCUUCGUUUAGUGGCGGAGGAUGAUUCGGACAUUCCGCGGAAUCUUCACAAUAUCGUGGUCUCGAUUCAUGCGAUAGCUACUUUCCAGGCGCUUCAUGAUUACCUUCGACCUCGGGUGUCCGGCUUGUUGUCUGGAGGGUCCCGUCUCUCGGGGAUGCUCGCAGCACUGGCUGCAUCUGGCUUUGGGGCCGCAUCGAGUUCUCGUACACCUGCUGACGAGGCACCCCCAACAUCAACAUCGAAUGGAGCAGCAGCUUCCACCUCUUCUGGUUCAUCGUCAGCUGAUUCCGGCUCGACCGUUACACGUCGUCGUAGCCAGCGCCUGAGUGCGAAGAAGGGCUCAACAUCGGAAACACCCGCUGAUCCGAUUGAAGCAGAUCCGCAAACUGAAUCCUCAGCCGAGCCAUCCGACACUGCGGCUGCUGGCCCGAGCUCGGGGCCAUUCCCUGUCGCUGAAGAUUCCGGUCUUGCGGCUGAAUUCACGGAUGACGAAGAUGAGGAUCUGGGUGUGUUCGAUGAUGAGGCUGAUCCUGAUAAUUCCAUCGCCGACAAAACUGUGACUUUGUCUAUCGCGGAGGACGGGUCGAAAGUGGAGGCUCAGACUCCGGAUGGAACGCGCGUUGCGACACCAAGAGAAGCACCAGCGUCCCGGCCAUCACCUGCACGACCAUCUUAUGCCGCUGCACUGAAGGCUAAGCCGACGGAUUGGCACCUCGAAUUUUCGAUGGACGACCAGACUUUGCCUUUGGAUUUGACGAUCUACGGGGCCAUGCACCAACACGAGAUCCGGAAGAAAACGGGGGCACUGCCACCGAAUCUUAUCUGGCAGGGCGUCUACACCAUCAAGUUCAAGAAAGUGACGGGCCCAGCCCCGUCAGCAGCCGAUCCUCGAACGGAUGUCGGAGAGUGUAGCUCGAAGGGACGAUCACUAAGUCCGACACUGUCAUCUUUGCCUGAGGAUGCACCCCAUGCCAAGAUCCUGCGUCUGUUGCGGGUGCUGCAUCAGAUCAACAUGUUGGAGACCGAAAGAUCAGCAUUUGCUGGAGAGAGGAGGGACCUUCCCGAGUCCGCCUUUGUGAACAACAAGUUGACUGCGAAGCUGACGAGGCAGCUAGAGGAGCCGAUGAUUGUUGCCAGUUCGUGUCUGCCUGAUUGGGCACUGGAUUUGCCGCAACACUUCCCGUUCCUUUUCCCCUUCACGACAAGAUAUAACUUCUUGCAGUCGACCUCCUUUGGCUACGCGCGUUUGAUCCAGAAAUGGCAGAGCCAGCAAACUCGCACGCAGGAUUCCUCGCGUCGCGAUGACGGGAUCGGGUUCCUCGGAAGACUGCAGCGGCAAAAAGUCCGCAUCUCUCGGAAACACAUCCUUGAGUCUGCAGUGAAGGUGUUCGAGCUGUAUGGAUCUUCGUCGUCUGUGCUGGAGGUCGAAUAUUUUGAAGAGGUCGGAACAGGGCUGGGUCCCACCCUUGAAUUCUACUCGCUUGUGUCGCGGGAAUUCGCACGCAAGGAUCUCAAGCUUUGGAGAGAUGCUGACGCUUCAGGAAUCGGAGCCUAUGUCAGUCAUCCAUCAGGAUUGUAUCCUGCGCCAUUGAACACUCAAGAUCUCAGCAACGAUGGUGUACAGAAACGCACACACAUAUAUCGGAUUAUCGGCCAGUUUGUGGCAAAAGCAAUGCUCGACUCACGCAUCAUCGAUCUUUCGCUCAACAAGAUCUUCCUCAAGAUCGUCCUGGGUGAAGAGGUCCCUUUGACGAUUGCGACGCUCAAGUUGGUCGACAUCUCGUUGGCAAACUCUCUCGAAAAGAUCCAGAACAUCGUUGCGGCUGGGCCAGUGCCGGAAGACGACAAGCUGAAGCGAAAAGUGGCCUUGAUCGAGACCGUGAGCAUCGACGACUUGGCGCUCGACUUCACCAUCCCUGGAUACGAUAUCGAACUUCGCCCCGGAGGCUGUGAUACCGCGGUUACCAAGGACAACGUCGAUGAAUAUAUCUACGAGGUUUUGGAAGCGAUUAUCGGCCAAGGAGUACAGCUGCAAGCCAAAGCAUUCCGUGAGGGAUUCUCGAAAGUAUUCCCGAUCACCGAUCUGCAGGCGUUUUCUGCGGACGAGCUGGUGCUGCUGUUUGGUAACUCGGACGAAGAUUGGUCGCCAGAAAUGCUGAGCGAAGCGGUGAAAGCUGACCACGGCUUCAACGGAGAAAGUCGAGCGAUCCGGGAUCUGCUGGACAUCAUGUCUGAGUAUGAUGUCAAGACGAGGAGGAGUUUCCUGCAGUUUGUUUCCGGGAGUCCGAAGUUGCCCAUCGGAGGCUUCCGAGGCUUGAAUCCGGCGCUCACUGUCGUUCGGAAACCUCACGAGGCACCGUUGACGGCAGACGACUACCUUCCGAGUGUGAUGACCUGUGUCAACUACCUGAAGCUGCCAGAGUAUAGCACGAGGGAUGUGAUGCGAGAGAAGUUGCGUGUUGCGAUGUCGGAAGGUGGUGGGAGCUUCCAUUUGUCUUGAGCUGUUUGUAUCCAUGAACAAUGAGUAAUAUCAAGAGGAAUUGAAUCAA
This is a messenger RNA of Mycena citricolor, 5778 nucleotides long. The record is from the annotation of a GenBank genome assembly. NCBI's taxonomy places the organism in Eukaryota, Fungi, Basidiomycota, Agaricomycetes, Agaricales, Mycenaceae.